Molecule: messenger RNA, 471 nt
Organism: Lasiosphaeria miniovina
Lineage: Eukaryota; Fungi; Ascomycota; Sordariomycetes; Sordariales; Lasiosphaeriaceae
Exons: 2
Coding region: 1-471 (156 amino acids)
Source: RefSeq, a predicted model, not a curated record
AUGUCCAAGUUACUAGGCCGUCCCCAAUCGUCUCUGGAAAUCUCGCCCCAGAACCGGAAAGCAGAGACGUCGACGCUGCUGGGCUGCGUCAAGUCGUCUCUGGGCAUCCAACUCCUGAGCUGGAAAGACUGCGGAGAUGAUCUUUAUGCGGACUUUCCAGAGUCGGAUGUCGACUCCUUGCAACAACUACGGGGCAUGUUGCAUUGCCAAGACAACCAGCGCGAGCAUACCACAGAGAAGCCUCCGCCUCGAGGCCCUCCUACCGUACAGGGCGGUGCAACAUCAGCCACCCGGCCAGCACCCUCGUCUCUUUCCCGGCAAUUACCGUCUUUCGACCAAGAUCUAGAAUCAGGAGGCCACCCUCAAGGACAACAGCCGGCUGCCAUGGCGGCGCAGCCUCCUCAUGUCACGGGAAAGGGAGCGACGCAGAAGCGCUUCAUCGAGCUGUGCAUUAACACGGGCGAGUUCUAG